This is a messenger RNA of Staurois parvus, 491 nucleotides long. NCBI's taxonomy places the organism in Eukaryota, Metazoa, Chordata, Amphibia, Anura, Ranidae. The record is from the annotation of a GenBank genome assembly.
GCAUGCAGACUGCUUCUACAAACAUUUGUGAAAGAAUGGGUCGCUCUCAGGAGCUCAGUAAAUUGAAGAGUGGUACCGUGAUAGGUUGCCAUCUGUGCAAUAAGUCCAUCCGUGAAAUUUCCUUGCUACUAAAUAUUCCACGGUCAACUGUUAGUGGUAUUAUAACAAAGUGGAAGCAACUUGGAACAGCAGCAACUCGUAGUAUUAGGCCUUGUAAAAUGCCAGAGCGGCAUCAGCACAUGCUGAAGCGCACAGUGCGCAGAAGUCGCCAACUGCCUGCAAAGUCAAUAGCUAAAGACCUCCAAACUUUGUGUGGCCUUCAGAUUAGCAAAGCAACAGUGUGUAGAGAGCUUAAUGGAAAGUGUUUCCAUGGCUGAAUAGCUACAUCUAAGCCUUCUAUCACCAAGCAUUGGAUGCAGUGGUGUAAACCACGCCACCACUAGAGCAGAGAAUAGUCGUUGUCUGACUGUAUUGUGCCAAGUAUAAAGUUU